UUCAUCUGGCGGGCCUGCCUUUGAUUAGGGUCUAAGAUCACGUGAUGCUCGGUGGAAAACUAGAUCAAACUUAGUUUGCUGUUUUUUCUUCCACAUUUCUUCUUCUUCAUCACUUAUCUUCUCCCUCGUGGCUUUUCUCUCUAGUACGUUUUCUGGUCGGAACAAACCGACCUCUUUGUACAAAGUCUCUCUUCUGGUGUUUGAUAUGCGGUUAGUUAGGAUGACAAAUUUGCUUGUUGUAAGUUGCUUCGGAGAAAAGCGUCUGCUGAAUACCCUAAAUAUCUAUGUAAAUGUAAAAGGGGAAAUACAUAUUAAGGACAUUUGUUAGGACAUCUCACCCAGGGAAUGCAAACGGUUAGACUACAUACAUUUAGGAUUCAAACCUACAACUGCUGGACUAACUGCUGAUUGAUGGAGGCAAUCAAUCAAUCAAUCAAUCAAUCAAUCAAUCAAUCAAUCAAUCAAUCAAUUCUAGGUGCCAUUGGUGCUGGGAUAGCCUAGCGGUUAGCCUAUCCUAGCCCAAAUAGCCCAAUUGAUUGUCCUCCAUCAAGGCUGACCUUUGUCCUUCUUCUGGGUGUCCCCCUUCAGGUGCAGAUGUAUUUCUCCUGUCUGCCGGAGGACAAGGUGCCCUACGUCAACAGUCCCGGAGAGAAGCACAGGAUACGCCAGCUCCUUUACCAGCUGCCCCCCCACGACAAUGAGGUGCGGUACUGCCAGUCCCUGAGCGAGGAGGAGAGGAGGGAGCUGCUGAUGUUCAGCGGCCAGAGGAAGAGGGAGGCGCUGGGCCGCGGGACGCCCAAGGUCCUCCCCCGAGCCCUGCAGCACAGCCGCUGCGAGAACUGCAGUGGAGGCAUCAACGGAGGGGAGAUGGCCGUCUUCGCCUCCAGAGCAGGGCCGACCCCCUGCUGGCACCCGGGAUGCUUCUCGUGCUCCACGUGUCAGGAGCUGCUGGUGGACCUCAUCUAUUUCCACCACAACGGACAGAUCCACUGUGGGAGGCACCACGCCGAGGUGCUGAAGCCACGCUGCUCCGCCUGCGAUGAGAUCAUCCUGUCUGACGAGUGCACGGAGGCCGAGGGACGCCACUGGCACAUGAAGCACUUUGCCUGCUACGAGUGCGAGGCCAUGCUGGGGGGCCAGCGGUACAUCAUGAAGGACGGCCGCCCGUACUGCUGUGGCUGCUUCGAGUCGCUCUACGCCGAGUACUGCGAGGCUUGUGGCGAGAACAUCGGUGUGGACCACGCCCAGAUGACCUACGAAGGGGUCCACUGGCACGCCAACGACCAGUGCUUCUGCUGUGCCCAGUGCAAGUCCUCCCUGCUGGGCUGUCCCUUCCUGCCCAAAGAGGGUCGCAUCUACUGCUCCAAGGCCUGCAGUCAGGGGGAGGACGUCCAUGCCUCGGAUUCCGCCGAUUCGGCCUUCCAGUCGGCACGCUCCCGCGAGUCCCGCCGCAGUGUCCGCAUGGGGAAGAGCCGGCCGGCGGAUCAGUGGAGACAGUCCCAGGUGUUGAGCCCCCCUCCCGCUGCCGUGAACCCCUCAGAGUGCAAGUGCACCGAUGGCGAUGUCGACGGGGGCAUGGACACCAACGUCAAUCAGGACAUCGAUAUCGUAGGGCGUAAGCUGGCCCAGGCCGGACUGGAGGAGGAGAGGUACUGGAGAGAGAGGGAGGAGCAGGAGGCGGGCGGAGACGAGGACCCGGAGGAGUGGGCGCAGCACGAGGACUUCAUGACUCAGCUUCUGCUUAAGUUUGGCGAUUGCGGGAUGUUCAGUCAACCGUCGCCCGACGCCACAAGCCCCGGCAGUGACCGCAUCAGACCGAAGGAGGUCUCUGAUCCCUGGCUGAAACCCGAUCCUACUUCCAUGGGGGUGAACCUAUCCUCGCCGACUUCUCCAAGUCCAUCUCAGAGUCAGAUCUACAGUCAAUCCCAAAGCAAUAGCCUCAGCCCUGGAUUUAUAAGUAAGAAAAACCUCCCUGAGAUGUACUGGACUCAGUCCCAGGACGGCUUGGGAGACUCUGCCUAUGGGAGCCACCCUGGCCCAGCUAGUGCCAGGAAGAUACAGGAGCUGGAGCUGGACAGAGAGGAGGACCAAUGUGGACCAGGGAGGAAAACCUUCUGGAGGGACCCAAGGCAAUGGUAUGAAGACUCCUUGGAGUGUAUCACUGACGAGUUGAGAAAGGCCGAACAAGGUGUAGGAGACUCCAUGGACUCAUUGGCCCUUUCCAACAUCACAGGUGCAUCGGUAGAAGGAGACAGCAAAGAACGAACCAUCUUAUACUCGCUCCACGGUUUAAAGCCGCCCCUAGAGUCCGUCGAGGACUGCGAGAAGAUGAGCAACAUGGGAACUCUCAACUCAUCCCACCUUCACCACAGCGCUAACUCCUUGAUGGUCCCAGAGCUGGACAUCCACCACCACCAACACCAACUACAGCACCAACCCCAUCUCCUCCAACGCCAGCAGAGGUCAGCAGUGGAGGUGGACGAGGAGGUCGCCAACGAGAUGGGAAUGAUGGGAAUGAGAGGAUGUGCCUCGGGGGCCUCCUUCUCAUUAUCCCCCACCUCCCAGGAGGUCUCUUCUCCGUCUCUGCUGCUCCAGGCCCCGGCUCUGAGGAGAAGCCGGUCCCAGGGCAGGCCCCCGCAGAUGGUCAAGUUCUCAGAGGACACCGUGGACAACGGCUGUUACGACGGCAUGGAGGUGAACGUCAGGCAGCACCCCAUGAGCGAGCGGCCCCAGCGGAGGGGUCACCGCCGAGCCGAGGAGCCGGCCAGGGAACACGGACGCCCGGCCAGCCACCACGGUCGGAGCAGGCCGGCCCACCACAGCGGCAGGCAGCGCAGGAGCCGCAAAACCCGCUCGGACAACGCCCUGAACAUGGUUCCCCUGGAGCAGAUGCAAAGGCCCUACGAGACCCAACGGGCGGUUCCGGGUGAGCCUCAAGGCGGGGCGAUAUUCGGCCAGUCUUCCCAGUGCAGACUGCCCCCCCAGUUUCCUCAAAGCCAGGCCGAUUACGCCGUCCCGAACUCGGUGCCCGUCAGCGACCCGCGGGUCGAACGCAUCAUGGAUCUGUACAGAGACGAGGACGACUGGUGCUCCACCUGCUCCUCCUCUUCCUCAGACUCGGAGGAGGAAGGCUACUUUUUGGGCCAGCCGAUCCCUCAGCCUCGUGCCUCCGGUCGCUACCAGUACUAUACCGAGGACUACCCCACCAGGGUCACCGCCCUUUCCCCACAAAGCCUAGGCUCACGGACUACUCGCCGCAAAAGCCACAAAGCCAAAAACUGUAUCAUCUCUUAACAUCCUGAGACAAGCUUGCCGGACCUGAAUUUAUAUAAAGGGGAUGCACUCCAUUAAGCAAGGAAACCAGAAUUUCUGAUUUGAUAGUUACUUGGAUGUGGAUCAGGUUUGUGAGUCUAGCCAGCAGUGGGGAAAGAGAUUUUGUAUAGAAAAGUCAUCAGGUAGCUCACUUACAUCUCGAGUGUUUGGGUUUCAGGUCAUGAUUUACCAAAGUGACUGCCACUUCAUUUUUUUGCAGUUUCAAAAGGUCAUUCCAGAAGUGUAUAGUUGUUAUUAUAAUCUAUUUAAUUGUGAUUAAUAAAGCUUUUUUCAUGGAUGCUUACGUGAAGUAGUGUGCGGCGGACCGCAUGGACAAAUGCUGUGUAUUAUCCUUUUUUUUUUCAUGGACUCUAUACCCAUUUCCUCUUAUUGCCAAAUGCCAUACAUAUCAGCUCGGAUACACAAUACAAGUUAAUCCUUCAAAUAUGGGACACAAACUUCUGAGUCAGCAAAGGACAAAAUCUGAUUAGUGCAAUAUGGAGUUUGAAUAACAGGCUUUUGCGUAUGCCUGACUUGUGGAACUUUAUUUUCUAGCACUAUAAUGGACAUAUGGAGGGAGUCAGUUAAAAAAAGUUUGGAGGCAUUUUCUUGUAUCCCUAUAGUUUUGAUAUUUGCCAAUAAACAACUUUGCUUUGUUUUUAAAUUUGCAGUCUGCGAGUUUUGAAACAAUCCCAUUGUAAAAACAGAGGUUUGAUUAUUUACCAAGCAACUAGAAACUAACCAAAUAAUUAUUUAUGAGUAAAUUGAUACUGUAUAUAUUAAGUUAAGAUUUUAAUACCGGUAUUUUUGGAUCCUUGUUUUAAGUUUUUUUUUUACAUCGUUUAAAAAGGAAUGCCAUUUGUAAACACAACUUCAUAGAUGUUUUCAAAGCACAAUUGGUUGCUACAACACAAGCCAAUUUCGGCGGGGUGAAAUGUCAUUAUUCAACAAUCAAGUCUCAAUAAUAUUUCCAGUGAUAUUAUAUUGUAAAAAGUACACAAUGCUCUUGUCCUGGUAUUAGUGCUUCAAUUCCUAUUCAGUCAAGGUACUCGCUACGCUGUACCAUCAUUUAAAUGCUUUGCAAUAUAAAAGCUUUUAAUAAAAAACACUUUGGAAAGCUUCAUAUGGGAUUUUACUAUUUCAUUAAAAUUGAAGAAAUUUUCGGUUUUCAAACCAUAGCUAACAAGUAAACAAUAGUUGUUCACUAUUUACCUACCAAAGUGCUCUUGAGCAUAUGGUAUGAGGUAUGCUUAUUGAAUUGGAUUUCAUGAACUACAUCAACAACAUAAAGAUAUGCAUUUGUUAAAGGGUUUUAUUUAAUAUUCAAAAGUUAAAUCACGAUACAUAAUUUUGAUCACAAUACACAAACGUUGUGCAGUAUGACAAAAAUAUGUUUCAAAGGCAAAAACAAACAAAACAAAACCGAACCAUCAUCUUUGAACGAGCUGUACACAAUUGGAACAUAUUUGGAAGCAGAGUCCACAUGUCAAUUUCAAAGUUUACUGCGUAACGACAUACAUGCUACAAAACAGCUCAGUGUCACUUGUCUGCUUCCAUGUACACCAAUCCUACUUGGUUAACAAAAACAGUAAAUAACAUGGAAGAUGUAAGCAAAUUAAAACCGCAUUGGCACUGUCUGCUCCAGAAAAUCAUUUGACAACAUUUAAAAACAUAACACAUCUAUAAGAAUAAAUAAAAAAAAAGGACGUUACAUAUUUCCUUACUUCCUUUCUUAUCCGUUCAAUGAAAAAUAAUGAAAAGAAAAUUGUUGCCAAGUACAUUUAACUGGCUCCAAAAACAAUGUGGAUGUGAACCAUGGCAACACUGUUCAUCACCACCGACGUAUGCACCAUAUUCCCAGCCUGCCGCUGGGUUUGACCCUGACAUACAGGAGGUAUUGUUCAUGCGUCUGGCUCGAAACUGAAGAAAUCCAGCACUCCAUAUCUUCAAUCGUCUCAAUUAACGUUCAACAUUCCUCCCCUCCACCCCAAAAUACAGACAAAAAUUCCGUCCGAAUAUCUUUUCAAGAUCUCCGGUCUCCGAUUGGCCACCGUUUACUGCUAGAGAGUUUGUGAUUGGACGGGGCGGCGGGUCAGGCUAGCGUGUCCGGCUGCCGUACCGCCUCGUCCAGCUCGCUGAUAAAGUGCUUGAGGUCCUCCAGGCACCGCUCCCGGAUCUCCCCCAGGUUCUCCCGGAGCGGGACCUGCAGCUGCUUUUCCAAGUUGGGGUCCUUGGCCACCAGCAUCUUCACCACCAUGCCGAAGGUCUCGCAGUCCUGCCGGUACACCUGCAGGGGACAGGGCAGGGGGGGAAGAGGAGAUGAUGAGGCAGGCUAAGUGCAUCCCUUGUGGGUAGUGCUACGGUCACAGGUCCAAUGUCUAGACGUUGUACGUCCUGGCACGUAAUGUACACACUUAUUGUAUGUCAUAUUUAGUUAUAGUACUAAGUUAUGCAGCAUCGUAUCCUGGCUAUCUUUGUUGUGUACGGGGAAUGGGUUAACCUAGCUGUUGUUAGUGCUUGACACU
Molecule: messenger RNA, 5837 nt
Organism: Gadus chalcogrammus (walleye pollock)
Lineage: Eukaryota; Metazoa; Chordata; Actinopteri; Gadiformes; Gadidae
Gene: prickle1b
Product: prickle homolog 1b
Exons: 6
Coding region: 595-3294 (899 amino acids)
Molecular function (GO): zinc ion binding
Source: RefSeq, a predicted model, not a curated record